Molecule: messenger RNA, 3526 nt
Organism: Lacerta agilis (Sand lizard)
Lineage: Eukaryota; Metazoa; Chordata; Lepidosauria; Squamata; Lacertidae
Gene: PI4K2B
Product: phosphatidylinositol 4-kinase type 2 beta
Exons: 11
Coding region: 16-1557 (513 amino acids)
Biological process (GO): endosome organization; Golgi organization; phosphatidylinositol phosphate biosynthetic process
Cellular component (GO): lysosomal membrane; trans-Golgi network; endosome
Molecular function (GO): 1-phosphatidylinositol 4-kinase activity
Source: RefSeq, a predicted model, not a curated record
CGCUUUCCCCCCCUCAUGGCGGAGUCCGGGGCCGAGCCGGUUCUCGGCCCAGAGGACGGCGGGGAGGAGGAGGCGGAGGAGGAGGAGGAGGAAGAGGCUGACGACGAGGAGCUGCUCCAGCUGGGGACGGAGACGGGGCCCGGCAGCAGCAGCAGCAGCAGGGCCGCGAGGGGGACUCCGGGCGGCGCCGUCAGGGUCAGCCUCGGGGGAGGCGCGGCGGCUGGGCCGCAGCUGGACUACGAUGGGAGAGCCGGCGACGCGGAGGGCGACGAGUACGGGAGCGACGACGACGAAGAAGAGGAGCCUCUGCUGGGCUUGGCGGCCUCGGGACGGCGUGGCGGCCGACAACGCCGACGCAGCGCCACAGCACAUACAGGAAAUGUUGGAAGUAUUGCAGAAAUGAACUUCUUCUUGGAUGACCCAGAAUUUGCUGAAAUUAUGCAGCAAGCAGAACAAGCCAUAGAAAGUGGAGUCUUUCCAGAAAGAAUAUCACAGGGAUCCAGUGGGAGCUACUUUGUCAAAGAUCCUAAGAGAAAAUCUAUUGGAGUGUUUAAACCAAAAUCUGAAGAGCCUUAUGGUCACCUAAAUCCAAAAUGGACCAAGUAUUUUCACAAAAUGUGUUGCCCUUGCUGUUUUGGCAGAGGCUGUCUUGUUCCUAAUCAGGGAUACCUCUCUGAAACUGGUGCCUAUCUUGUGGACAGUAAAUUGGGAUUGGGAGUGGUGCCUAAAACAAAGGUUAUCUGGAUCGUUAGUGAAACCUUCAACUACAGUGCAAUAGAUCGUGCAAAAUCAAGAGGCAAAAAAUAUGCUUUAGAAAAAGUGCCAAAAGUUGGCAAAAAAUUUCAUCGAAUAGGACUACCUCCUAAGGUUGGCUCCUUUCAGCUAUUUGUGGAAGGCUACAAAGAAGCUGACUUUUGGCUCAGGAAAUUUGAAACAGACCCUUUGCCCGAGAAUACAAGGAAACAAUUUCAGUCUCAGUUUGAAAGAUUGGUAGUACUUGAUUACAUAAUCAGAAACACUGAUAGAGGCAAUGACAAUUGGCUAGUCAGAUAUGAAAAGCAGAGUGAUGAGCGUGAACUUUCUGAUAAGGAUAUUCAGUGGAUUGAUAAAAAAGAACCUAUUAUUAAAAUUGCAGCAAUUGAUAAUGGUUUAGCUUUUCCUUUCAAACACCCUGAUGAAUGGAGAGCAUAUCCAUUUCAUUGGGCUUGGCUUCCACAAGCAAAGGUCCCCUUUUCUCAAGAAACAAUAGAUUUGAUUCUUCCUCGUAUAUCUGACAUGAACUUUGUACAGGAUCUUUGUGAAGAUCUUUAUGAAUUGUUUAAGACCGACAAAGGUUUUGACAAGGCUACAUUUGAAAAGCAAAUGUCUGUGAUGAGAGGACAGAUACUUAAUCUUAUUCAGGCAUUAAAGGAUGGAAGAAGUCCUCUUCAGCUUGUUCAGAUGCCUCGUGUGGUUGUGGAAAGAAGUCAUGGUGGAAGUCAAGGACGAAUUGUUCACCUGAGCAAUGCGUUUACACAGACUUUCCAUAGCCGGAAGCCUUUCUUUUCCUCUUGGUAGAGACACGUAAAUGUCUUCAAUUUAGCAAGACUCUGUUGUGUGAAAGUUUUAGAAUAAUGUAAUUCUGCUGUACACAAAGUGCUGGACUGCCAAAACCUCAGAACUUUUUAAAAGUUUUGUGUUUUGAAUGUAAUACGUUUACAGUUUAAAAUUGUGAAAUUUUACUUCAGGGAAAUGGACUUGUCCUAUACUGUAUUUUUAUAGACAGUUUAAUGUUUUCUGUAUCUAACAUUAAAAGGGAAAAGAAGUUUACAGAUGCCAAAGACUACUUUUGCAUAAAUUGUAGGAAAGAACUGCUCUGUUGGAUACAAAUGUCAGAAAUCAAAGUCUAAUUUUCCUUCUUGGAAAUGAAGCACAGCCUUUUCAUUCCUCUACUGCAAGAAAGCUGCUUGAACUUUUGCAACAAUUACCAAAUAUCUACAUGGGUUUCUUACAGGUUUAUAGUCUCACAUAUUACAGAUUUAUAUUCUCAAAUAUUACAGAAUUAUAUCUUGAUCAGUUUACUGUGGAGAUCCGGGACCAAUACCAUCACAUCUUAAUUUGGAGAAUAAAUGACAUGAAAUAUGAAGUUAAUCCUGCAAAUCCGAAGGAAACUUAAUUAUUUCAUAGUUUUUUAUGCCCCGGUGUUUGUUUGUUUUUAACUGAAUACACAAACCCUUACAAGUUGAGGCUUGCAUCCCUCCCUCCUUCUGCAUCAACAAUUUGAGGGUGAAGAUGGGAAUGAGCCUAAAUUUAUGCCCCUCACAUACUUAAAUUAUAUUGUGUGAUGUACAUCCCACAUGCAAUGUGUGUGUAGAUUUCACCCCUGCUUUAAAAAAAAAGGUGAAAUUGUUUUAAAUGGGUCCAGUUAAUAUAUAUGAAGCUCUCAGGUUAUUCGUUGGAAAUAGAUGAACAAGUGGAGGAAUGCUGAUGCACUCCCCCAUCUAUAAACGGUACAGGUGGGGCUGUAUGAGAAUAUUCUCUAAAUCACUCACAGGUAGUGUUCUCCCCCCUGCCCAGCAACAAUUGAACCAGCCACAGACCACUUUCUUAAUACUUAAAACAAAUCCUUAUAGGGAAAAGAAGAUGAAGGCAUGUUUAAUGUCCUUUAUUGAUACUUCAGGGUCUCCCAAGGUGUAUUUGUAGAUUAGAGUGACACUACAUUUUUAGGAAUGCACAUACAGCUUGUCUCUUGCAAGGGAUGGGUGGCAUUCAUUUGCAUAGCUACGCCUUGUCUUGAUUCUUUGUGGUUCAUUUGUAUAGAUGGAGAAUUGAAAAGGUUAAUAGAUUGAUCAAUCGCAAUAAUAUAUACGGUUUCUUGAAACUGCUAUCAAUGCCCAUCAAAUCCGUCGGCUGAUGCCAAAGUGAAAACCUUCUGUUAUUAAUAUAUUAAGAGCCCGCCCCUCUGAAUUGUUGGAUAGCAGUACCCCAGCAGUCCAAACCUGACUGUGAAUCAGAAGUUCAUUCUGUGGGUUCCUGUCCAUUUAGUCAUGAGAUUCCUCGGCAACCCAGAGCUAUUUUGUUGGAUUUAACUUGGCCUAAAACAUCAGUUGCAGAGGUAAUUUUACAGAAACUUGGAAUUUAGUAAUACCUGUUAUAUAUUCAUUGUUCUGCUUGAAUGUGAGGACCUCAAGUACCAUCUGUAGGAAAGAUUGCUUCUAUGAAAAAUGUGGGGGAGGGUUUGUAUUUUUAGCCAUGCUGUUAUCUCAAGCUGCUAAGCAAUACUCCUGAACUCCCCAGAUUGUCCUUUUUAUUUUAUUUUUUAUGUUUUGAGGGGGUUGAUAAAAUGUAGCAUGUUAGAGCAAUGCACUUGAUAUACUAAAAUGUCUAAGCCUUAAAAUGUAAAGCAUACUGUGGCUUAAAAAAACCUGUCACAUUUCUAAGUUUACUGUGGCUUCAGUUUUUAUCAACCCUUGUAAUUUUUUUAUGAAUGCGUAAGAUCACCAGACUUUGCUGUCUUAAAACAAUAAAAAUGAUGAUCUGAAAUGUA